Messenger RNA from Drosophila nasuta, 2069 nucleotides. It is a transcript of the gene Iru, whose product is annotated as E3 ubiquitin-protein ligase Iruka. The record is from RefSeq and is a predicted model, not a curated record. Gene Ontology annotation, molecular function: ubiquitin protein ligase activity. The transcript has 2 exons. Gene Ontology annotation, biological process: ubiquitin-dependent protein catabolic process. Lineage: Eukaryota; Metazoa; Arthropoda; Insecta; Diptera; Drosophilidae. Gene Ontology annotation, cellular component: nucleus. The coding region runs from base 377 to 1525 and encodes 382 amino acids.
UGUAACAGUAGUAUUAUACAAAAUAUUAGACUUUGUUCAAUUUAAUAUAAAUAAUUUGAAAAUUUUUAAAAUAAAAUGUUCGUUUUGGAACUGCUGUUAUCGUGACGAACUUGUUAUCGAAAUAUAUCGGCGACUGUCAAUCGAGUAUCAAUAGCAGCAGCAGCAAGCAGCACGAUGUCCUCUUAAAAUUGCUAAAAUUCUACAUUAAAAACACUACCCAAUGUUCGAAUAAACCAUUGACGUGCACAACUAAAUCCCAAUAGUCGAGCUGCAAACAAACACUUACAACUUGGAUAACAAGAGAACAUUAUUUGAGCGAGCGAUAGUGCAUAAAGAACCGCAGAUCCAAGUGACACACAACAACAACUGUGACAAAAUGGCCGAGGCAAUGGUUGUUGAAGAGCGCCCCACAGCGCCCAAACGUUUCUUCUGUCACAUGUGUAAUGUGGAGAUCAACAUUCCCAACACCGACUUCACUUGUCCCUUGUGCUCCAAUGGUUUCGUAGAGGAGUUGCCCGCAAAUGCACCCGAGUUGACAGCGUCUAGCAGCAAUGCGUCAACCAGUAACGAGACCGGCUCCGGUUCUUCGGGAAACAACAGUGGCGGCGCCGGUGGCAGCGGCUUGAUUAAUGUGGAGUCAUUGCGGAAUGAUAUUGUAUCGCUGCUAAGCAUGCGAAAUGUGCCUAAUCUGGAAAUAACCAUUGAGCCAAAUCGUCGUCACACCAGUGUCAUGCACUUGGGUGGCCCGGGCGCCGGUGGAGUUGGCAGUAUGGGCGGCUCCUCAAAUAUGGCGGGCGGCAACAUUGCAGGAGGACGUGUGCGGCCAGCGAAUUUGGAUCGUUUAGACAAUGUGCUGUUCGACUUUCUGCAGAGUUUGCCACUGGCAGGCGCCACAGCAGAGAUAGUCACUGGUCCGGGAGGCGGUGGUGGUGUUAGCGUUGGCGGCGGUGGCAAUUCGCACAUGUUCUUCAUGGGCAAUCCGGGGGAUUAUGCGUGGGGACGCGAAGGACUCGAUACGAUCGUGACACAGAUGCUCAAUCAAAUGGAGACAUCGGGACCGCCUCCGCUCUCAUCGCAGCGCAUCAACGAAAUACCGAAUGUUAAGAUAAGCGCAGAGGAAGUGGAACGCAAAAUGCAAUGCUCCGUGUGCUGGGAUGAUUUCAAGCUGGAUGAGACUGUGCGCAAACUGCCAUGCUCGCAUCUGUAUCAUGAGAAUUGUAUUGUGCCAUGGCUGAAUCUACACAGCACUUGUCCCAUCUGCCGCAAAUCUUUGGCCAACGACGAUGAUAACGACGAUGUUGAUGUCGACGAGGAUUUUGUGCUGCUCAAUCGUUUUGUUAACGAAAAUGCCUCCGGAGCAGGAGGCGCUGGCAACACACCGCGAACGGCAACAGCCAAUAAUGCAUCUAGUCAAACAGCACAGACAACACAGUCGUCGACACAACAAUCGUCAGAUUCAACAGCAUCAAACACUUCUCGCAACAACGUGUUCACCUUUGAUGAUGACAAUAUGUUUUUGGACUAAUUGAGGACAUUGGAAAAAUGGAUGGACUUGAAGCGUAUCGUUUGAUCGCUUCUUCUGAUAUUCAAAAUUAUAAGCGAACGCGAAAAUAUUUAUCAAAUUUGACAUAACACAAAAAAAGUACUAUAAAAUGUAGACACGCUUUUCUUUUAUUGUUGUUCUUCACACCCAAAGGGCUGGUAAACAAUAUUUAUAAAUUGUUGCAAUUUCAUUUUGCUCUUCAAUAAAAAAAAAAACAAAAGAAACUUUUGUAAGCGUAAUAAUACGAUUAUAUGAUAUUAUAAAAAGUAUGUCUGUAUAAAAUAACUUCAAUUCUAUUUAUUGUACUACAAAUUUGAAAUAGGGAAACAUGUAUUGUAAUUGCGCUUAAUUGAAAAACAACAAAUUGUUUUGUAUGCAAAUAAAUAUAAACUAACAUAUGAAACAAAUUUGCAACUAGAUGCUAGUUAUAAAACUAUUUUAUAAAACACGGUUUCGUGGCAUUGAAACAUAAAAAAAAAACACAAUACUAUUAUCAACAUUAUUUAAUAAAUCAAAUCAAUAAUUA